Messenger RNA from Saprolegnia parasitica CBS 223.65, 1716 nucleotides. RefSeq names its product CMGC/MAPK protein kinase. The record is from RefSeq and is a predicted model, not a curated record. Gene Ontology annotation, molecular function: MAP kinase activity; ATP binding. The transcript is spliced from 7 exons. Gene Ontology annotation, cellular component: cytoplasm; nucleus. NCBI's taxonomy places the organism in Eukaryota, Oomycota, Saprolegniomycetes, Saprolegniales, Saprolegniaceae. Gene Ontology annotation, biological process: intracellular signal transduction; protein phosphorylation. The coding region runs from base 1 to 1716 and encodes 571 amino acids.
AUGGUCAAGCAGGGCGGCAAGCGCCACCGGUCGACCGAGUACGAGAGCGCGAUCCACCAAGCGGUCUCGAUGCGCGAGAUGCUGCCGACGCCGCCGAUGCUCAAGCGCAUGAAGUCGGCCGAGUGGACGCACGAGAUCCAGCCCGCGAGCGCGACGAGCACGCCAUCGUCCGUGCGCAGCAUGGACACGGGCGAGGUCCAGUCGUACCCCAUCGCGUCGACGCCGUCGUCGGUCAAGAGCAUGGACACUAGCGACGCGAUGCACCACAACGCCUACUGCGCGCCGACGCCGUACGGCCCGUCGGCAGUCAUGGCCCCAACACCGACGUAUGCGACGCCCACGCAGCCUCCGCACCAGCUGCGCCGCACCAAGUCGGAGCCCAAGCACCAACUUGAGAAGCACGCGCAAGCGCACGCCCAGGCGCACCGCCAGCAACUCCACCGGGCGCCGUCCGACCCGACCGCGGACACGGCGGCUCGCAUGUGGAACUUUGAAAAUUGGGAGUGUGGCAGUCGGUACGCCUUUGUGCGCCCGAUGGGCCAAGGCUCGUACGGCCAGGUCGCCGAAGCAUACGACACGGUCAUGAACCGAAGGGUCGCGAUCAAGCGCGUGAUCAGCGUCUUUGACCGUGCGCAGGACUGCGUCCGCCUCUACCGCGAGAUUUACAUCUUGCGGCACCUUCGCCACGCCAACGUGAUUGCGCUUGUCGACGUCAUCUUGCCGCCGAGCGACCUCUCGCGCUUCAACGACCUCUACCUCGUGUUCGAGUACGCCGACACAGACCUCCAAAAGCUGUUUUGCCUCCCGCAAUACCUCAACAUUCGCCACGUCCAAGUGUUUCUGCACCAACUUUUGCGCGGCCUCAAGUACCUCCAGCUCUGCCACGUCAUCCAUCGCGACCUCAAGCCGGCCAACAUUCUUCUCAACGAAGACCUCUCGCUCAAGAUUUGCGACUUUGGCCUGGCCCGCGUGUACGAGUCGACGGAAGACCAAGAGCAGCCGGCGCAGUCGGCGUCGACGCGCGACUCGUUCAACGACGCUGGGGAUGGCCAGGCGCCUAAGCUCAUGCACCGCCAAAUGACGCGCCACGUCGUCUCGCGCUUCUACCGCGCCCCGGAGCUCAUCUUGCUCCAGGACUAUGGCCACCCCGUUGACAUGUGGAGUGUUGGUUGCAUCUUUGGCGAGCUCCUCAACAUGCAGCAGGAAAACUGCCGCCACUACCAGGAUCGGAAGCCCAUCUUCCCCGGCCGGUCCUGCACGACGCUGAGUCCCACCGACACGUCGACGUACACAAAGGAGAUGGACCAGCUCUACGUGAUUUUCAACACGAUUGGCACGCCGAGCGAUUACGACAUUGACCAAAGCGGCCGCUUCGCGCCCUUCUUGCGCCAGAUUCCGAAGAAGCCGGCGAUGGAUCUGCGCGAGCUGUACCCCGGGGCGCCGCUCGAGGCGCUGGACCUCUUGCGCCAGUGCCUCAUGUUCAACCCCGCGAGCCGCAUCACGGUCGACGAAGCGCUCAACCACCCGUUCCUUCGCGAGGCGCGUCAAAUGGGCGCGGCGCCGGUGGACCCGAUGCCGCUCAAGAUGCCGUUUGACGACAACGACGAGCGCUUGUCGCGGGACGAGCACAAGGCGCGCAUCUACGCCGAGAUUUUGAACUUCCGCGCCGUGGCGAUGGCCAUGGACCGACCGCAUCUCAAUGGCGACACCCGGUAA